Molecule: messenger RNA, 1986 nt
Organism: Boeremia exigua
Lineage: Eukaryota; Fungi; Ascomycota; Dothideomycetes; Pleosporales; Didymellaceae
Product: CoA-transferase family III domain-containing protein
Exons: 2
Coding region: 94-1821 (575 amino acids)
Molecular function (GO): catalytic activity
Source: RefSeq, a predicted model, not a curated record
AAUCCACUUCUAGUCCCUUUCCUCGACCUGUCCUAAGCAUUUGUCUCCUGGACUUCACGUUUUGCGCCCGUCUUGUUUCAACUGGCUCACAAUAUGACACCUUAUCUUGGAUCUGACGGCAAUGGAAGCAAUGAAGCAUCUCACCUCUACAGUCUGCUCAAUGGCACGAAAGCAGCCCUCGAGCGAUUGCUAGCAAGUGCAAAAGAUAACCUUCCUAAAGAAGCACUGCCUCACAUCUCAAGGAUCCAUUUCUCAACAGCAAACACAGGAAGCCCGUACUUUCCCAGUCCACUCAAGCAGACUGAAGCUAUCACAGCACUUAAAGCUGUGGAGGCAGGCGUAGCUUCUGCGAUAGCCGAUCUCAAAGAUGGUCCCACAACACGAAGCAUCGACGUGGAUUUAGAGAGGGCCACAGCAUUCCUCUUCUCGACCUACCUGGCGACUGUUGGCGGCAUGGACAAAGCGCACCCGAAGGUGAAGAAGCUCUUGAAAGACACGGAUCUACUACAGGCGCAGUCAAUUCAAUACCGCAGACUAUCAGCCAACCUGUACGAGACAAAGAAUCCUGGCGAGUAUUUCCAUCUCCAUGGCUCUCUGGAAGCUACCAAGGCACUGAACAUGAUUGGCCUGGAAGGACAUCGUCCUGACCUUACCGACUAUCAUGAGUGCAUUAAGAUCAUUGAAGAUCAUGUCAAGCAGUUUACGCUUGACGAGCUUGAGGAGAUGAAUGCACAGAUCAAGCAAGCAGGUGUUACUUGCCUGAAGUGGGACGACUUCAAAGCAACAGAGCACGGACAGGUCCUUCUUCAGCAACCACCAUGGAAGGUUGAGGCGCUGGAGAGUGAGACCCCUCCCACCCCGUUCCCUUUCGAGUCUUCGGCUGCACCGAAGCCCCAAAUCCUCGCCGGAAUCCGGGUGCUCGAGCUUUGCAGGAUCAUCGCAGGACCAGCCAUGGGCCGUGGGCUGGCUGAGUACGGAGCUGAAGUCAUCAAAGUUACAGCGCCUCAUCUGUCAGAUGUUCCCUUCUUUCAGGUCGACGCCAACAUUGGUAAACAUACCACAGACAUGAACCUCAAGGAAAAGAAGGACCGCGAGGUCUUUGAGCAACUACUCCAAUCCGCCGACGUUGUUCUCGAUGGAUACCGGCCUGGAAGCCUCAAUCGUAUGGGCUAUGGGCCGGAGCAAUUACAGCAACUCGCCAAGAAGCGGGGACGCGGAUUUGUGUACGUCGCCGAGAACUGCUUUGGGCACGUUGGACCCUGGGCACACAGGCCUGGCUGGCAACAGAUUGCAGAUUGCGUGUCUGGUGUUGCCUGGGCUCAAGGCCACGCUAUGGGUCUACAGGAGCCUGUUGUGCCACCUUUCCCCAUGAGCGACUACGGAACAGGAUGCAUGGGCACAAUUGCAGCACUUGUUGGACUCUACAGACGCGCGAAGUCUGGCGGCAGCUACAUCGGCACUACCUCGCUCGUGCAAUAUGACAUAUAUCUGCUCCAGCUUGGGCUGUACGAUGAUGAGAUGAUGGCGGAGCUGCGGAAGGAGCACGAUGCUGAGUUCUUUGGACUGCGACACAACGACUCAGUUGACGAGGUUGGAAAGCGGGCUCUGAAGACGAUGAGAAGGACACACCCCGAACUAUUCGAGCCACGGCACAUGCAAGCAUGCUUCAGCAAAGGAUUCGACGCGGAGGUGAAGACUAUCAAGCCCGUUGUGGACAUCGAGGGGUAUUGGAACGGCUUCUUGCGCAGCUCACGACCAAACGGCUACGACAAGCCUACAUGGGACGACUGGGAGGUUGACGAGGAUAUGCUGAAGCCAUGAGCAUCAUCGCUCUCGCUACCCUAGCAUACUUUGCAUAUUGUAUAUAUUACGACAACAUGAACCCAUAGCGUUCCCUUGAUCAUGAUCAUUCGCUUUGCGUGCAUUUGUCUAGCAUCAACAACCCUCGGCCCGUUGGGAUGUGGUCUCGUUGAUACGAGGCAAACG